Messenger RNA from Misgurnus anguillicaudatus (oriental weatherfish), 3113 nucleotides. It is a transcript of the gene ciz1a, whose product is annotated as cdkn1a interacting zinc finger protein 1a. The record is from RefSeq and is a predicted model, not a curated record. Lineage: Eukaryota; Metazoa; Chordata; Actinopteri; Cypriniformes; Cobitidae. Gene Ontology annotation, cellular component: nucleus. Gene Ontology annotation, molecular function: zinc ion binding; nucleic acid binding.
CGGUGAGUGAGUGUUAGCAACAAAGCUAAUGUGACAGGAGUUAUUUUCAUCUUGCUGUUGCUGAUUUUCUUCUAUUAAAUUUUUCCUUCCGCGAGUAAACUUCGUCACUCUCUAUAGGAUAACUUUCUUCUUUCCCACUUAAUGUUCAGAGUCUCUGGCUGAAGUUUGGAAUCUGUGCAGCGGUUGAUCUCAUCAUCAGGCAGACGUCAGCAUGUUUAACCCUCAUCAGCACCAGCAGCAACAGCAGCAGUUUCAUCAGCAUCUGCGUCAACUGCAGCAGCUGUUUCAGCAGCAGACGCCUCCUCCGCCACCGCCCCCUCCACCACCACCUCAGCCUCCACCUGCCCAUCACAUGACCCAUCAUCAUCAGACCGCAAGGUCUAUGGCUGUGCCCACCCAAGCACCCCCUUCUGCCCGUAUGGUCAACCUCUGCUCAGCCACUCAAACCAUCUUAGCACCCAAUCCCAUGCUGCAAGGGGCUCUGCUGAUGCAGCAGAUGCAGGCUGGUGGCAUGCGUGGAUUCGCAAUGGGUGGACAGCAGUUCCCACAGUUCUUCGCUCCCGGAUCCAGAGCGUCUCUCCUCGGGCCCGUUCCAAUGGGAGUCGCCAUCAAAACUCCUCAUAUGGGAUACUCGCGACACUUUAACCCACACGCACGCUACUUCAGCAAUCAGGAUUUUCAGUCACGUCAACAAGACAGAAAGAGAGACAUCGAACAGAAACCUGCGGGGAGCAGCGACACCCAAUCAGAAGCCAGUGGGAGCAAAGUUGAUAUAGCUGCAGGCGUUGCUGAUUCAGUGUGUCCAUCUACGUCAGACCAACCUGAAGAACCAGCAGCCAAAAAACAAAGAACAGAAGGGUCAGAGGAGCCUGUGGAGACCGAAUCGGUACAGAGCAGUGAAUAUAAGACUCCAGACCCAGAAGAAUGUACACUUCAGGAGGGAGGCAGUGUGGAGGGUCCGGUGGCUGCUGAAGCAGAUGAGCAGAGUCAAGUGGUCAAGCACAUUGAAAGCACCGAACCGUCAGUUAAGGAUACAGAGAAACAAAACAGUGAUGGUCAAGAUGACUCCACGGGUUUAGAUUCUGUCACUGAAAUCAAAGAGCCGACAGUCUCUGCCAAAGGCCCAGAGGAGCUCAGAGAUGAAGGAGAAACCUCCAACAAGUUCUUCUGCUAUAUUUGCAACAUCACUUGCCAUAACCAGCAGAAUUUCCAGAGCCAUAUGAACGGACUGAGCCACCAGCAGAAGAUGAUGGAGAUCCAGCACAUGAGUAACGCUUGUCUCGUAACGCUGCUGCCACGAGUCCAGGAGUCUUUGCAGGGCACUCGUAAAGACGGAGAGAAGAGACCGGGCCUGCAGAGAUGGUGCUCCACCUGCCAGACUCACUUUACCAGCAAUGUCAUGGAGCAUCGUCGAACCAAGGAGCACAAGCAACAUAGUCGCUCAUAUACCACGAGCUGCACCGUCUGUAAGCAAGACUUCACAACACCCAGAGAAUUUGUGGAGCACAUGAAGACAAAAGAACAUAAGCAAAGAGUUGAGCAGCUGUGGAGAGAGACUGGCAAGGAUGGUGUAGAGGAGCUGAACACUGAGAUAUUAUUGGGUGAGGAGGAUGAUGACAUCAGCGAUGGCGAGAGGGAGGAAGAGGAGGAUGGGAAGGAGGGUCUGUCUGCCCAGAUGGAGGUCACGCUGGAAGAUCUGACUGAAGAGGAGGAGUUUGAUGCUGAUGUCAUGUAUGGGUCUAGUUUUGUGGUUCCCGUCGCUGGUUUCCUCUGUCGACUCUGUAAUCAUUUCUAUCAUUUUGAAUCUUCUGCUCGACACGGACAUUGCAAGACCCUCAAACACUUUCACAACUUAAAGAAAUAUAAAGCCUUAAAGAAACGUGAAGACUUGGGUUCAACCUCAGUAGAACCAGCAGACCAUGUCGGUUCAGAUGAAACCAUCAUCCAAAGCGCCCCGUCCCCAAGCAGUACUCUACAUCCUGUCAUCAACAUUACCAGAUUAAACACCAGCAACCUGACCGACCAUCAGGAAACCAAACAACUAUCAUCAUUAAACCAGGACCUGGAGGAAGCCCUCGAAGAUGUUACGCUCCCACAAGCACCCUCCGGAGCGAUCCCAGAGCAGGAGCACAUCGAGGAAGAGGAGGAGGAAGAGAGCUCCAACGGUCUCCCGGAGGUAAAGGCCGGCAGGGGCAGGGGCCGUGGUACCGUUAAGAAACGAGGAAGAGGAGGGAGGCGACGCUGAGACUGACGUCACGUUUUGAGGAAGAGGAGAAGAUUAGGGCUGCUAUCGAUCCUGGGAGAGGAAUCACUUCACGCUCAGAGGACUGCAGUGAAAACACCCCUCUCUUUCCUGCGGUCUGGAAGGGUUUGUGCCACAAGUUCAUGCCUCUUACCCUGAUUGUACCUCGGUGAAAACGCAGGGAGCUGUGAUAGUGUGUAUGUGUGUGUUUACUGUAAUGUGUUAGGCAUCAUUACUCAGAGUACUGGUACUCUGAACCGACCCGAACAGCGUCUCGAUAGUUUGGGUGUUCAUCUCAAAACACAAUUUGGCAAGAUCACGUGUCGUGUGUGCUUCACGGCAAAAGUAAGAAAUAAGAACACGAUGACUAUGGGUCAUGCAAAAAAAAUUAUUUUUCCCUUUUGAUGUUGGGGUGAAAUAUGACCCUGUGCUUUUUGAGAUUGGGGCGCAUUGAAGUGAAAGCUCUGCUUGCAGGUUUGAAGUGACGUAGAAUGUAGGCGAACUGUACUGAAUGACUUUUCUAACCGAAAGGUGAAAAUUUGAUUGUAGUUUUGUAUCCGGUGAGACUUCCCUGCUGUUUUAAAUCCAGUAAUUUAAGACAGAUGAGUGUGAUUUUGUCUUUUGAUAUUUGUACAACCCAACGCAUUUGAUCUGGUUAACACAUUAGACAAACUGACAGGAAACUAUUGGGUGAGUUAUAAUAAACCUUUAUAAAAAUGAGUUUUCAAUGGAGAACCUUCACGUCUGUCUACGUGAUUUAGUUUUAAAACUAAAAUAACACCAGCAUUUAACAUGUUUAAGUCUAGCUGUGAGUUGGAGAGUGGUUAAAUGGUUAACGCAUUGUGACCGACACGCAGUAUGGCAAGCCGUU